Molecule: messenger RNA, 6487 nt
Organism: Brassicogethes aeneus
Lineage: Eukaryota; Metazoa; Arthropoda; Insecta; Coleoptera; Nitidulidae
Source: the annotation of a GenBank genome assembly
AUUUCCUAUUCCAUCAUUCCACCGUUCGGACACAAAUUUGUAGCGUUUUUUACUUUACUAUUCUCACUAUGUACUUUAAGUUUGUUGUUUGUUUUAGUGUUGUUAUUCCUAUAGUUUUGGGGAAAGUUGAACUGUCUUUGGACAAAAGUGAAUAUGUUUUGGAAAAAGGAGGCAAUUUAGAUAUUUACUGUUAUGGAACUGAGCCCAUUCAGUGGGAUAUACCAAAGAAUUCAGAUAACUUUACUAAAAUUAAUACAAAAAGUUUACCAGGAGACAAAACCCAUUCAUAUGUUGCUUUACUCGAAAUAAAAAAUAUUUCAUAUCUGUAUGUGGGAUCGUACAAGUGCCUUGGUCAAAACGAAAACAAGUCUAUAUACUUGUAUGUUAAAGAUUUGGAUCAUUUAUAUACGUAUGAUAAAGACAUGGUAGACGUUUAUCCAAAGCGGGGUUCAGAAUAUGUAUUACCAUGCAAACCGACUUUUCCAGAGGUUAAAGUUACACUUUAUGAUAGUACAAAAGAGAGAUAUAUAACGCUGGGAAAACUUGAUGACAAAGAGGCUUUAUACACAGCACAUCCUCACCAUGGAAUUUAUAGUAAUGCCAGUGAGGAUUCCGCAUUCAUAGAUUGUACUUUUGAAUAUACAGAUAAAUACAGCUCGUAUCUUGUGGUACUCGUUCACGUAGAAGGUCCUGGUGAGCAUUUUAUAAAAUUAACACCCCACACGAAUAUAUCUAUCACCGUGGAAAUUGAAGCUCAUCCACAAGCUAACAUAUCAUGGAAGCUCCCAAAAAAUUUUGAUGGACAAGAAGGUGAAACAAAAAAAUAUGAUAUAGUCAAUAAUAUGACGCACACCACUUUAUUCUUAAAGGACGUUGAAAUAGUAGACACCGGAUUUUACACAGUGAAAGCAACCAAUAUGUACCAAGAUGAAAAAUCGUUGGAUUUCUAUGUCAAUGUUACCGUUAGUGAAGAUUAUUUCUUAAGCAACAACAGCAGUGUCCAACCAGAUUGGAGAUCGAACUAUAAGGGAGACUAUAAAGGAAAUGUAAAACCACUUUGCACAAAGGAUUUGAUAUGUUGGGCUUUCCAGGUUUCCAGGGGAAUGGAAUAUUUGGCUUCUAGAAAAGUUUUGCAUGGAGAUUUAGCAGCCAGAAACAUAUUAUUAUCUGAGAAUAACGUAGUAAAAAUAUGUGACUUUGGUUUGGCCAAAAGCAUGUAUAACAAUGAUAACUAUCAAAAGAAAGGGGAGGAUUUACUUCCAAUAAGAUGGAUGGCAAUAGAAUAUAUAAGGGACCACAUUUUCUCCACUCAGUCCGAUGUUUGGUCUUUUGGUGUAGUUCUGUGGGAGUUUUUCUCGCUAUCCAGAAGCCCAUAUCCAGGUAUUUUACCUGAUAAAACUCUUUAUGAUAAAUUAGCCAGUGGUUAUAGAAUGGAAAAACCAGAGUUUGCGCCUAAAGAAAUCCACAAUAUGAUGAUGGAUUGUUGGUUGGAAAAACCACAAAGUCGACCAUCAUUCGAAAUCCUGACUGAACGACUGGGGAACCUUUUGGAAGAAAAUGUCGCAAGGGAAUGCAAACUCGAAGCGACUAUUUGGCGAUGGUCAGCCCUCCAGACUUUGAUUUGCUUUCCUCGCCGCUGUUGGACGACCAUCCAGACUCUCCCGAUUUGGACUCGAUGGGUUAUUUGCAGUCCUGGAACGGAAAACGGACAGAUCUUCGUGUUUCCAGACCAUCAACCACCAAAAAAUACCCUGAACGAAAACGGAACCGUGUUUGAGAAGGAGCCCAUGAUGUCACCAGGAAAUCAAGUUCCCAAUAGUGUUUCGAACCAUGGUUAUCAUUUGCCACUAAAUGUUGAAGAUAAUUACGUGAAUAUGCCUCAAAAUAAACAGGAUAAAAACGAUGUCAUAAUUGAUUUUAAAGAUAAUGUUGUUAUUCCUAUAGUUUUGGGGAAAGUUAAACUGUCUAUAGACAAAAGUGAAUAUGUUUUUGAAAAAGGAGGCAAUUUAGAUAUUAAAUGUUCUGGAACUGAGCCCAUUCACUGGGAUAUCCCAAAGAAUUCAGAUAACUAUACUAAAAUUAAUAUAAAAAGUUCACCAGGAGACAAAACCUAUUCAUAUGUUGCUUUACUCGAAAUAAGAAAUAUUUCAUUCCUCUAUGUGGGAUCGUACAAGUGCCUAGGUCGAAGUGAAAACAAGUCUAUAUACUUGUAUGUUAAAGGUAGCUUAUUUAAAUUUUUUUACACAAACAUAAACAAUAUUAUUUCAGAUUUGGAUCAUUUAUAUACAGAAGACACACACAUGUUAGACGUUUAUCCAAAGCGGGGUUCAGAAUAUGUAUUACCAUGCAAACCAACUUUUCCAGAGGUUAAAGUUACACUUUAUGAUAGUACAAAAGGGAGAGAUAUACAGCUGGGAAAACUCGAUGACAAAGAUACUUUAUACACAGCACAUCCCCAUCAUGGAAUUUAUAGUAAUGCCAGUGAGGAUUCCGGAUUCUUAGAUUGUACUUUUGAAUAUACAUACAUAAAUAAUUACAGCUCGUAUCUUGUGGUACACGUUAACGUAGAAGAGCCAAUAUAUUAUUUACCAACUCCAAUAGUACGGGAUUUAAAUUUCAGUCAUGUUGAAAUUGGUCAAAAGCUUGUAUUAGAAUGCGAAUUGGAAAUAGAAAAUCAAGUUAAAAUGUUUUGGAUAUUGCCCAAUAACACGAAAAUAAAAGGACCGAUGAGAUCUGAAAAUGAACACAAAUUAAAAAUAAUGGAGUUAAUUGUAAACCCUACAGCAAAACGCGAUAUAGGAAAUUAUACUUGCUUAGUAGAAGACCUACAAAAUCACACAGUCACCAGUUCUAUACCUAUUAAGUUAUUUAGCAAUGAUUUGUCUUUGGUAAAACCCCACACAAAUAUAUCUAUAACCGUGGAAAUUGAUGCGCAUCCACAAGCUAACAUAUCAUGGAAGCCACCAAAAAAUGUCGCUAGACAAGAAGGUGAAACAAAAAAAUAUGAUAUAGUUAAUAAUAUGACGCACACCACUUUAAUCUUAAAGGACGUUGAAAUAGUAGACACCGGUUUUUACACAGUUACAGCCACCAAUAUGUACCAGGAUGAAAAAUCGAUGGAUUUCUAUGUCAAUGUUACCGAUAUACCAAUAGUAGAAAUAUUGACUGAUGACUUCCACUUAAUAAACGAAAAUUCGACGGUAAUCUGCAGGGUGGCUGCAAAUCCUCCCCCAAACAUUGAAUGGUUUUACAAAGAUUGUGAUUCUUGCGACUUUAAACCGAUAAACAAAUCCAUAAACACUAACAGAGAUUACAUAUAUAAUUCCACUGUGACAAUAAAAAGAUCAAAAGAUGGUCUUUUGAAGUGUAUAGCUUCAAAUAAUGUUAAAAACGGGUUCGAAUUCGCUGGUUUAGAUGACUUCUAUGUAGACAACAAAAAUGUUUACCUUGCUUUACACGAAAAAAUUUCCUUAAUGUGUGGGGCAUCUGUAAAAAACUAUUCUAAGCCCGAAUGGUAUGUCAACAGUACUCUGGUAGAAAAAGGGUUUGGCAACGGCACAUUUGAUCUGAAUAAAGCUAAGACUAAUUAUAGCAGUAAAAUUUAUCUUAAAAAAGAAAAAGCUGAAUAUACAGAUAGUGGUAAUUAUGAGUGCAAGGUUGAAAAACAUGGCAAUCAAAUAAAAAAUAUCUACUACGAUUUUUCUGUUAUGAAUAAAUCGCCAUUAAAGGUAGUUCUGAAUCAAACAACUGUCAAGCUAAACGGAACCCACCCUAUCACUUUGACUUGCGAUGUCUUUGGUUUGCCCAAACCCAAAGCAGUUUGGCUUAAGGGCGGACAAGAGAUAAAAUCCACAAAGGAAAUAUUAUUUUCAAAUGGAGUACCUUAUACAAGAUUAAACAUAACAGUUUUUAAAGAAGGUACUUAUGAAUGCUCAGGAACAUUGGGUGUCACUAUUUCGAAGGAAAAAUAUGUAGAGCUAGAAAGUAAGAUUGCAUCGUGGAACAAGGUUUUGUUCAUAUGUCUUGGAGUACUUUUAGCAAUUUUGAUUGUCGUUCUUGCUAUUGCUUUAAAAAUUUUCAAAUCAAAAAAGAAACUAGAAUACGAAAUGAAACAAGCAGGUUUAGAUAACUUCAAAUGCGGCGCUAUAGAAAACCUAAACCCGAAUCUAGCAAUUGACGAACAAGCGGACUUGCUUCCCUACGAUGACAAAUUCGAAUUUCCCUUGGAAAAUUUGAAGAUGGGUAAACAGCUCGGUUCAGGGGCAUUCGGUGUUGUCAUGAAAGCAGUGGCGAGGCAUAUCAUGGACCACGAGGACAUGUCUGUGGUUGCUGUCAAAAUGGUGAAGAAAAACGCUGAUCCGGCUCUGAUUAAGGCGCUGGCAUCCGAGCUAAAGAUUAUGGUGCACCUUGGAAAGCAUUUGAAUGUUCUUAACUUGCUUGGCGCUUGUACUAAGAACGUUGCAAAAAGAGAACUGAUGGUCAUAGUGGAAUUCUGUCGCUACGGAAACCUGCACAACUAUAUCCAAAGACAUCGAGACAACUUCAUUAACCAAAUUGAUCCUAAUACGCAAUCAGCCGACUUUAGAAUUGGGCUGGAGGUUCUUGAAAGAGUCUAUUCAGCUCCAAACAGCCCUGCUGUGAAGUACGCUGAGUUAUCCUUCCAAAAUCCCAGAAGGUAUACCGGUUCCAGCCAAGGUUCAAGAAAUUAUUCUGUAAAUUAUUCUGCAAGAACACAGAUGUCUUCUCUAUCCAAUAAUUCUGAACCUAGUGAAGAGUUUUUCUUGAGCAACAACAGCAGUAUUCAACCUGAUUGGAGAUCGAACUAUAAGGGGGACUACAAAGGAAAUGUAAAACCAAUUUGCACAAAGGAUUUGAUAUGUUGGGCCUUCCAGGUUUCCAGGGGAAUGGAAUAUUUGGCUUCCAGAAAAGUUUUGCAUGGAGAUUUGGCAGCCAGAAACAUAUUGUUAUCUGAGAAUAACAUAGUAAAAAUAUGUGACUUUGGUUUGGCCAAAAGCAUGUACAACAACGAUAACUAUCAAAAGAAAGGGGAGGCUUUACUUCCAAUAAGAUGGAUGGCAAUAGAAUCUAUAAGGGACCGAAUUUUCUCCACUCAGUCCGAUGUUUGGUCUUUUGGUGUAGUUCUGUGGGAGUUUUUCUCGCUAUCCAGAAGCCCAUAUCCAGGUAUUUUACCUGACAAAACUCUUUAUGACAAAUUAGCCAGUGGUUAUAGAAUGGAAAAACCGGAGUUUGCGCCUAAAGAAAUCCACAAUAUGAUGAUGGACUGUUGGCUAGAAAAACCGCAAAAUCGACCAUCAUUCGAAAACCUGACCAAAGGUUUGGGAGAUCUCUUGGAAGACAAAGUCAGAAGGCACUACAUUGAUCUCAACGACCCUUACCUAAAAAUGAACACCGAAACAUUGGACACUCGAAGCGACUAUUUGGCGAUGGUCAGCCCGCCAGAUUUUGGCGUGCUAUCCUCCCCACUUUCCGACGACUGCCCCAACUCCCCCGAUUUAGACUCCUUGGGAUACUUGAGCAUGCGCUCAGCUGACAUUUUCAGUCCUAGGAUUAAGGACGGGCAGAUAUUCGACUUCGCAGACCCGCAAUCAAGAAGUACGCUAAACGAAAAAGGCAGCCAGUUUGAGAUGGAGCCUAUGAUGUCACCGAGAGAUGAAGUUUCUGACAGUUUUUCGAAUCCGAGCUAUCAUUUGCCACCGAAAGUUGGAGAGAUAGCAAGAACUGCGGACAAUUACGUCAACAUGCCUCAAAAUAAGCAUGACAUGAAGAACGAAAAAAAGGAUACGGACAAGGAUGUGGCCGUUGAAUAUAAAGAAAUGCCCAAUUAUGUUAAUGAUUCUUCUAGAGAUUGGGAAGGUGGAAGGGCCUAAACUGUGGAUACAGUCUUUAAAAGACAUUACAAAACUCUGCGAGUGAAUAAAGAACUUUGAUUCUCAAAAGUUUUAAAUAUAAUUUCACUGCAAUGGAAUGGAAAAAUUGGUCUCACUACAUUGUAUAUAAUAAUUAUAAGUACAAUUAAAUAAAAUAGGUAUUUUUAAACUAUUAUUAAUAAACAGGCAUAUUAUGUACUUAAAACAAAGAUUAUAUUUUAAUUAUAUAAAAAAAUUGUAUUAUUUUAAAUACGAAAUAAAUAAUUGUGCAAAUUUCUUGUUCAUUCAUUUAAAUAUACUAUACGUGAUUGUAUAGAAAUGUUGGAAUCAUUAUAGGACCCAUUAAAGUUGGAAAAAGAUCCUGAAAAUGUGCUGCUUUUAAAGUCAGUUUCAGGCCCAUGUGGAUUAAGGACUUGAUCAACAAUACCUAUAUUCAUCGCCUCUCCUAAAAUACAAUAACUUUUAUCUAAGAAAACAAGAUUGCGAUAAUACUUAACAAACUGCUUCUAAAUACCAAAUUUGGAAAAAUGUAUUCAGCUUCAUUGCAUUGAAUAGUUGACGUAGACAGAGAAAAUAAAACAGUAACCAUUGAAGCCAAA